Messenger RNA from Mycena citricolor, 3924 nucleotides. NCBI's taxonomy places the organism in Eukaryota, Fungi, Basidiomycota, Agaricomycetes, Agaricales, Mycenaceae. The record is from the annotation of a GenBank genome assembly.
AUCUCAUCAGCCCUCAGCUCACUGCGCGAGUUCGUAGCCCCAUCUGGGGAAUGAUCUCACGACGUAGAGCUUUACAGAAUGUCAUUUCUGAGUGCAUUCUUCAUGUUCGGCGGCUGGCUUGAAGCGCAUUUGUCUGACAUCGCGUACGGACCGGCGAAAGGUACGAACAAUGUUUGGCCUGUCGGCUUUGUACUUAUAGGCACGCCAGUGCCACUGGAGGCGCGGCGACAUCCAACAUCGAGGAGGAGAAGACUCUCCCACCUGCGUCCUCAGCCGAGGUGAAAAGAGGGAGAGGGAGACCUCCGAAGGCGACUAUCGUGUCCGGUGAACAGAUCGACGUGCCUAGCACCACCCAGGGGUUCCGCAACUGGUACAACGACAAAGAUCAUCCUCAUUAUGUCAGUUUCUACGACGGUCUGGAUAUCAAAGGGAAGGUGUUGGGAACGAGUGGGUCCACCAUAGAUGUCCGCGCUUUACUCGCGUUCCGUGUCGUCCCCCGGUUGGGUUUGGAGCCAAAGGAUGUGAUUCCCGGCUGGGACAAGGUCAAUGCGACUCCAGAUUGCUCAGAGAUGCUCCUCAAUCUGGUGGCUGCUAGCUCUACAGAUUUGGGCUCAGUCUCGUUGACCAAGCAUACUGAGGGUGUGCAGCCCGAGCUGGUGGCCAUGCUUCGCUUGAUGCAGCUGGACCGGGACGAUCCACAUUAUCUUCUCGACAAUAUCGACGGUGCCACAACGGUUAUGCGCAAACCGAUGUCCGACUUUCUAUCGAACCCCUUCGUGUCCGUUUUUACCGCCCUGCGCGAUCUCCGUACCCGACGCCUGGCUGAAAACUACGAGCACGUUUUGGACGGCGUCUCCUGGGACAAUGGGAAGAGCUUGUCAAAUGAAUCAGAAGAAGAUAAGGGCGAACGCGCCAGUCAGGAGCUGCUCUUCCGGUUGAUGGAUGUCAUCCUCCAGUUCUUUUCGAGACAAAAGCAGGGUGCAGAUUGGCUGCGCAGCACUGGAGCAGAGCUCAAGCUCGGGUCCUCUUUUGCAUGCUCCCCAGGCGACUAUAAGAGAUUUUUGAAACGCAAAGCGGAGGAGGAAGAAAGGGAGCGGAAGCGUAAGGAGAAGGCACGCAGGAACUCAAAUCCUGUCGACAUCACUGCGGAACGGAAUAGGCUGACAGCGGAACUCGAGGAGGAAGACGUUGCAGAUCCAUUGGAUCACGUUUCAGAUAUCGAAGAGGAGGGGGAGGAUCCCGGCAGUAGCAAACGUAUUCAUUUUUCCUCGACCGACGACGGGUACAUGUAUCUUGGUCGUGCCGGUAAAACUUCUGGCAGUAAUCGAUUCUCGAAGAUCCCCGUCGUUCGCUAUGAGGCGAAACGCCUCAAGGCGAUGAAUGUUCAGAAAAAUCGACCGAAGCAACUCAAGAAGGAACGAGCCUUUUUCAAACGUCAAUACGCUGUCGAUCGGUCCGGCAGCGCAGAUGACCCACAAUUCAUGGGGACCGAUCAGCCUGAGGCGGUUUUGGAGACGAAUCACAUCUCUCGUGCUGCGCUCAAAGUCAUUUCGCAACAGUUCGCUGAGAUGCUCACUGGGAUCUACGUCAACUUACACUACCGCAACGACUACGAACGCCGUGAGAAGGAGCGCGACAAAUUGGAGAAGGCUCUCUUCGAUGCGCUUCCUGAUGCUGAAAAACGGAAGAUGGCUGCAGAUCUCGCGAAAACGAUGUCGGCCGCGGGCCAAGAGAAAGCUUGGCUGUACCGUCAGGAAUUAUCUCGUGAUGCGCAUCUGGCACACGGAAACGAUGUCGUCACCCCGAGAAACGUCGAUUUUCUGGAGAAAGAGGGACUAGACUGUGAGGAUGCCGACACGGCUCAGGCUCAAGACGAGCCUAGUGGCGAGAUGGAGAUUGAGACUAGGAAAAAUUCGAGGCCACGAGUGCCACUAUCGAAGCCCUACAAUGCGAAGCGGAUCGGGGAGAUCGGGGAGUGGCAGCAUCAGCAAGGAUUCACUAUCCACAUUCGCCACACAUAUAUCAGCUUCAGCAGGAUCGAUGUCACCGCUGACUACUUGGAGAAAGCAGCAACACUGGAAUGUCUCAAAGAAGGAUCAGUCGAAUUCAAACAAACGAGGGAAUUUGAUCUUCUGUAUGCUCAUGACCGAUAUGAAGCUGGAAGAGCGAUAUGGGCAUUGCUUAGCUUCCUGCACGGCGAGGGAGAGGAAAAACCAGCGAUUGGUCGGUUGCAAACUGCUGCGAAACGCAACUUUGGCACGUACUUCCCUCUGAUGCAUAUGGAUGGAAAGCCUGGCGACCCAGGACUCGACUUGAAGGGCAGUGGAUCGAACGGGAGUAACCUUGAGCGCAUAGACGACCCAGAUCACGUGGCGAACGCAACAGACCCCGGUCCAAACAAGCUGAUCAAUGUCGGCAAUACCUGCUAUGCUAAUGCGUUGAUCCAAUCGCUUGCAGCCACCAUCACGCCCGAGCAGCUUGAUGAACUCGAGAAACUUGUCGCAGACAAUUAUGAAGCGACCUGGGCUCCAACUAAAUUUGUUCAAGCGCUUAAGGAUGUCAAUGGACCUCCCAAGACGGGACUAUCGCUGGAGCAUCUUGUUUGGACCCAAGAAGAGCUACAGAAAAUCAAAACAGAGGAGGCCGGCGAGCGGAAAACAGAAGCGGCCAGAAAGCUCAACGGGUUGCCACCUGCGACUAUCAGUGAACCAGAGCGCAAAUGGAGAGAGACCCGCACUCGCACUCGCGAAAAAUUGCGAAAAGAAACGUUGGACUUGGAACGUGGGAAACAAGAGGACCCGUUGCAGAUGCUGGAUGUGCUUCUAGGGACGGCCUUCGAUGUACCAGGGGCUGAGAUGAAGCUGCUGCAACUCGAUAUCAAGGAGGUUUUCACCUGCACUGGUGGUACAUGUUCGGGCCAGAAAGGAAAGGUUGAUCCAGAUUAUGUGCUGCGACUACAUCUCGACUUGGUCGAAAAGCCGUUGGAGGAACUCGUGAAAGCUGCAUUCGCCGCUCGGCCGCUGGAGUUGCUCAGUUAUGCAUGUCCUAUGCCCUCAAGGUGCUACACUGGUGUGACAGUACAACGCGAAAUCACAAAGCAUCCUGGUCCGCCGAUUCUAGCCGUCCAUCUCAAUCGGGCGCUCAAUAUACAUUACGGCAACAACCAAAUCACGGAUGGGGUUCCCCUUGCUAUCUUGCGGCAGAUCGUGGCCGACCGAACUGAGUUGGCCGCUGGACUUGCACAGGGCGAGCAUGAACUCGUACAAUUGAGGAACAAUCUGCGACCGAAGAUGAAGGUACAAUACGAGAAGGAUAAAGCCGCGGCCGCCUUCUUUGGGGCGGAUCUCUCUAAGCUUGAUGAUUCUAAAGAGAUGAAAGAUUUGCAAAAAGAGUACGCAGAUGCCAAAUCUCGCACGGUAGAUGCUUUGCGGAAUUCCAAGCCUCAAACUCCCCGGAAGACACAUGCUCCGGUCAACCUCUUCAAUGCUGACGGGACGACCGAGACCCUGGUAUUGCCCAUAACGUCUGCCACAGGAAACAGACGAGGCGACGUCUCGUACGAACUGUACGCGGUGGUCUGCCAUCGGGGAACGACGGUUGAUAGCGGACAUUAUGUUGCAUACGUGCGAAGAGACGACAUUUGGUUCAAAUGUGACGACGAUUUAAUUUCGAAGAUCGGCGACUCUACUGCUUUGCAAACAACUUUCAAUAUCGAUGCCGCUCAACAUGUGGCCUACCAAGACGACACGGGUGCCAACAAAGGAUAUUGGGAAGAAAAGGGCAAGGAUGGGGAGUCGGACCAACCGUACCUUUUGUUCUAUCGUCGCAUCGAGCCUGUCCCUGCGAUCUAGGGAGGGCAUGUCGAGCCAGCUACACUCUGCACCGUGUUAGUAGAUGACAAUACCAUGAACGCAAUGACCACGA